Drosophila erecta is the source of this 428-nucleotide messenger RNA. RefSeq lists its product as uncharacterized. Lineage: Eukaryota; Metazoa; Arthropoda; Insecta; Diptera; Drosophilidae. The transcript has a single exon. The record is from RefSeq and is a predicted model, not a curated record. The coding region runs from base 21 to 335 and encodes 104 amino acids.
UGGCCACAACAGUUGGCCAAAUGACUUCCGGACCCAGAUUCGCUGCCCCACUAAUUGUGGCCCUGGCCCUCGUCCUGCUGGCCCACGCUUGGGCGGAUGAGUUCGACCUGGACUACUCCAACGAGUACGACGAUGUGCGACCGCACUUGAUCUAUCCAGACGAUCCAAGGCUGGACAAGCGGAUCGGCGAUGCGGCGCGGGAGUUUGGACAAAACAUAACCCAGGCCUGGAACGCGAUGGUGGACUCGUUUAGGAACUACUUCGAGGAACUCAAGAGCCUGUUCUCCGACACCACGGAUCUCAAUUCACCCAAUGAGGUACUACCCCGCCACUGAAAUGUGGGCUCAUCCUCGGCAAAUAAAGCGCUGCAAGACGAGUGAAACAUGCAUUUGAUUCGCUUGAUUGCCAACUUGAGUGCCUUUGAUUUA